Lactuca virosa is the source of this 1422-nucleotide messenger RNA. The record is from the annotation of a GenBank genome assembly. NCBI's taxonomy places the organism in Eukaryota, Viridiplantae, Streptophyta, Magnoliopsida, Asterales, Asteraceae.
AUGAGCAGAAAUUACAGGAUUCGAGCAACGAUGAUCAGACUUAAGGAGAUAAAAUCUCUUCACUUUGAAAAACGAUGGGCGUUCCCCAUAGCCAUGGCUUCAAUCGUAUCUCUUUUCCUCUUCGCGACAUGUUUCAAUCUUGGCACUGUAUCUUCCUCAUACAAAACAAUUUUUCCGUCAUUCAAUCCUCGCAUCUCUGCAAAUAAAACCACCAUGAAUUUUUCUGGAGAAAACAUCCAAUCCCCACCUCCAUCUCCUCCACCUCUUCCUCGUUUUGCUUAUUUGGUAUCCGGAUCAAAAGGGGAUUUAAACAAGCUAUGGAGAACACUUCAAGCACUGUAUCAUCCAUGGAACUAUUACAUUCUCCAUCUUGAUCUCGAAUCCCCACCCGAAGAAAGAAUCGAACUCGCUUCACGGGUCGAAAACGAUCCGGUUUUUACUGCAAUCGGGAACGUUUACAUAAUCUCAAAAGCUAACAUGGUUACAUACAGAGGUCCAACAAUGGUGUCAAACACACUUCACGCAUGUGCCAUUCUUCUUAAAAAGAAUAAAGACUGGGAUUGGUUUAUAAACCUCAGUGCCUCCGAUUACCCUCUCGUAACUCAAGAUGAUCUUAUUUUUGCAUUUCGUGAUCUUAAACGCGACCUCAAUUUCAUCGAGCACACAAGCCAUUUAGGGUGGAAAGAGAACAAAAGGGCAAUGCCGUUGAUGGUGGACCCCGGACUAUACCAGAACACAAAGUCUGAUAUCUUUUGGGUGCAACCGAGAAGGGCUCUCCCAACAACUUUUAAAUUAUUUACAGGAUCGGCAUGGAUGAUUCUAUCGCGAUCAUUUGUGGAAUAUUGCAUAUGGGGAUGGGACAAUCUACCAAGAACUUUACUAAUGUACUACACGAAUUUUGUGUCGUCUCCGGAAGGUUACUUCCAAACAGUAAUCUGCAAUUCCCCGGAAUUCAUUCCAACAGUAGUAAACCAUGAUAUGCAUUAUAUUUCAUGGGACACUCCUCCAAAACAGCAUCCUCAUGUACUCACCUUAAAUGACACGACCAAAAUGAUAGCAAGUGGGGCCGCAUUUGGGCGUAAGUUUAAGGAAAAUAGUCUUGUUUUGGAUAGAAUUGAUAAGAUGUUGUUACACCGGAAGAAUGGGAGUUUCACACCUGGUGGGUGGUGUAAGGGUGACCCUAAAUGCAGUAAGGUGGGGAAACCAACACGGAUUAAACCGGGUCUAGGUGGUCAAAGGUUGAGUCAACUUAUACGCAAGUUACUUGAACAACCUAAGUUUAAUGAAAGUCAAUGUCGAUAGAUGAUAUGUUGUUUAUGUAGAUUGGGAAUUAGUGUUUACUACUUUACUAUAUGCCAUAUGCUAUAGCAUUUUUGUUGUCCAUCAAAGGAUUAAAUUUGAUUGAAUAUGCGACGUUUUUUU